CAAAGGUCAGGGGUGCAGGCCAAUCAUCAGGCUGACACGGACUCGCCAGACUCCGUCGGGGUAGGAUGUAGGGAUGAUCCCGGUUCCGCGCUUUAAGGGUCAGCCGCAGCUGUGGCAGAUGAACGCGGAGCCGCCUCCGUGGGUAUGGAUGAUCCCCGGCGGCUCUGGACUGUGCCGCGUGCAGGGUGCCAGCGUUCCUGCGCCUCUGCUGCUCUCCGCUCGCCCACCACAGCUGCUGCAGGGGCUCUCGAGCUGGCAGCUGUCCUGUGAUCCACUCUCGGUCCCUUUCAUACGGAUUCCUCCAGCGGCAGAGCCAGCCAUCAACCAGUUCCCACUUCCAAAUGUCCAGUUCGAUCUGCCAUCAAGGCCACAUGUUUUGGGAUUCCAGCCGUCUGCGAGUGUGGAGUUGGUGCCUGUGUUUCCCCGCGUGUACCGCACCGUCCUCCACCCGCACCUCAGGAAGGGCUGGGUCGAGAAGAGGAGGCUCCCAGAAUAUAAGGUCUACCUGAACAAUACUUUGGCUCUGGAGACCACCUGGUUCGCUCCUGAAGAAAUGGGAAUUUUCCAGCAGCAAGAGAAGCCUGUGCUGGUGACAAAUCAAAUGGCAAUGAGGAUAUCUAGGCCAAACACUGCCUCCAGGAACCUCCACACGCUGCUGGUGUCACCGCGACGCAUAUCAGGCUGUCCGGUGGCCAUUAAGCGCGUGCGGAGCAGCAACAAGAGGAUGGCCCUGGCAGCGGCCGCCAUGAUGGCCAUGGAGUCAGACGUGGCCCAGGGCCCCUCGACCUCCUCCGCCCACCCCCUCCACCUCCUCUCCCUCACGCCCAUCAAGAUCCCCCUCCUGACAGCUCACAGGCCAGUGCACGAGCAAAUGGGCACUGAGCUAAAACAGCAGACUGUGCAUCUGUGA
Messenger RNA from Engraulis encrasicolus (European anchovy), 910 nucleotides. RefSeq names its product transcription elongation regulator 1-like protein. Bases 74 to 910 code for a protein of 278 amino acids. NCBI's taxonomy places the organism in Eukaryota, Metazoa, Chordata, Actinopteri, Clupeiformes, Engraulidae. The transcript is spliced from 6 exons. The record is from RefSeq and is a predicted model, not a curated record.